This is a messenger RNA of Plutella xylostella (diamondback moth), 2480 nucleotides long. It is a transcript of the gene Tsr1, whose product is annotated as Tsr1 ribosome assembly factor. The record is from RefSeq and is a predicted model, not a curated record. Lineage: Eukaryota; Metazoa; Arthropoda; Insecta; Lepidoptera; Plutellidae. Gene Ontology annotation, cellular component: nucleus; preribosome, small subunit precursor. Gene Ontology annotation, biological process: ribosome biogenesis; endonucleolytic cleavage of tricistronic rRNA transcript (SSU-rRNA, 5.8S rRNA, LSU-rRNA); maturation of SSU-rRNA from tricistronic rRNA transcript (SSU-rRNA, 5.8S rRNA, LSU-rRNA). Gene Ontology annotation, molecular function: GTPase activity; U3 snoRNA binding; GTP binding.
AAUUUGCACAUGCCUUUUCGUGAUACCAUGUGGGGAUUUGUUUACAAUUUUAUUUUGUGAAUUAUUGUAAAUAAAUAUGCAGCAGCAAGGCCAUCGAGCUGGUACUCUGAAGCAAAGUAACAAAGUUCAUAAAUCACGGCAUAAAUCCAAACGCGGCGUUGCAGCAGCCGUAAAAGGCAAGGUAAACGUUAAGGAAUUCGUCCGCCGUAACAAACAUGUGCUCAAAAAGGAAGAACGUAGACAUCAGGCUUUGCAAAUACGCAAAAACAAACGCGAAGAGGUUAUCGCAACGAAACGCGCCGUUGGAGGGUGCAGGAGCCCUCCCUUCCUGGUGUGUGUCGUGGCGCUGAACGCCCGGCUCGAUGUACAGUCAGCCAUAUCUAUACUCACCACAUGUUCCGAAAAUGCUAAUGUUUCCAAGUCCCCAAAUGGAGUUGUUCAUAUAGGGGUUUCCAGUUUCAAAUACCGUUACUCCUUCAUAUGCCCAGAAACACAUGAUGAGUUUGGCCUCCUUGACGCUUUAAAAGUGGCAGAUACAGUAUUGUAUGUGAGCUCGGCCCUGGACGAACCGGUUGACGAAUGGGGAGAGAAAGUACUAGCCUUAUCUAUGGCCCAGGGAAUGCCUACACCAGUAGUCGUGGCUAUGGACAUAGAAGGUGUCCAUCCAAAGAAACGCACAACAGAGAAGCAGAACGUUCAGAAGCUAGUCUCAAAAUGGCUGCCAGAUGAAAAGGUGAUGCAGCUAGACAAGAGCUCUGAUGGCUUGAAUGUCCUACGCAGGAUUGGAAACAUGAGACGCAAUGUGUUACACCACAGAGAAAGAAGGCCAUACAUGUUAGCGGAGGAGGUGGAAUAUGUGCCUGAUGCAGAAGGUGACAGUGGUAUUCUGAAAGUGAAGGGCUACUCACGAGGCGCGGGUCUGAGUGUCAACAGUUUAAUUCACAUCAGUGGUUUGGGAGAUUUUCAAAUUUCACAGAUUGAUGGGCAUGAUGAUCCUCACCCAUUGAGUUCAGUAAAGGAAAACUCCAAAUCUGACUCAAUGGACGCGGAGUUCAAUCAAGUAUCGGUCCUGCAAGUGGCUGAUCCCUCGAAGCAAGAGAGUCUGGUCUGUGAGAACAUCCCCAACCCGAUGGACGCUGAGCAGACCUGGCCCACCGAGGAGGAAAUAGAAAUGGCUAACCAAGAGACUAAGACGAAGAAAGUCAAGAAGGUUCCGAAGGGCUGGUCGGAGUACCAGGCGGCGUGGAUCGUGGAGUCCGACGCGGAGGGGGAUGAUGAGCCCGCUGACGACGAGAGUGAGGAGGAUGGUGACGCUGAGUUCAUGUCGUGCGAGGAGUCCGACUCGGACGGCGGCGAUGACGAGCGCGUGGACGACAGCGAGUCCGUCGCCGAGUCCGCUGUUGAACCCACUGAUGAAAGAUACGACGCAACAAUAGACGCUUUCGAAGAGCACUCCCAACUGCAGAAGCUGCAAGCGGCUCGCGAGGACCGGCAGUUCCCGGAUGAAGUGGACACGCCGCAGGAUGCCGCGGCCAAGGACAGAUUCAGCAAGUAUAGGGGACUGGAGUCUUUCAGGACCUCCCCAUGGGAUGUGAAGGAGAACCUUCCCUCGGACUACGCGCGUAUCUUUCAGUUCGAGAACUACGAGCGCUCGCGCCGACGCGUCUUCAAGGAGGCUGAGGAUACGUUUACUAAUGUCCACUGCGGCGCCUACAUCACAGUCCACAUCAAGGGCGUGCGCCAAGACCUGUGGAAAGCCUACCAGAGCGGCUCCACCAACGCCCCUCUAGCACUGUUCGGUCUCCUGCCCCACGAGAACAAGAUGUCGGUCAUGAACGUGGUCUUGAAGAGGACGGGUGCUUCGGAUGAGCCGAUACAGAGCAAGGAGAAGCUUAUUUUGCAGGUCGGAUAUCGGCGUAUGAUCGUGAACCCGGUGUUCAGCCAACACACUAAUGGCGGGAAACAUAAGUACGAGAGAUUCUUCCAGCCUUCCUCAACGUGUGUGGCCACAUUCUUCGCGCCCAUACAGUUCAGUCCAUCCUCGGUCUUGUGCUUCAAGGAGAAGAAGAACUCAAAGCUCCAGCUAGUAGCUUCAGGAGUGCUGCUAUCCUGCAACCCCGACCGACUCAUCAUCAAGAGAAUAGUGCUCUCCGGACACCCAUACAAGGUGAACAAACGGUCGGCGGUGAUCCGCUUCAUGUUCUUCAACCGCGAGGACGUGCAGUACUUCCGCCCCUGCAAGCUCAGGACCAAGUACGGCCGCUCCGGCCACAUCAAGGAACCGCUCGGAACCCACGGCCACAUGAAGUGCGUGUUCGACGGGCAGCUCAAGUCUCAAGACACGAUCCUUCUCAACCUCUACAAGAGGGUAUUCCCGAAGUGGACUUACGAGCCGUGCAUAGUGCACACUAGUGGUGAAGACGACACUAUGGAGUGAGGAGUGGAGAGUAGUGGUUAAUAAAUAGAGUUGUAUUAUGUUA